UUGAAGAUGGCGGCACCGGUGCUGAGAGUUUCCAGAAGAUGUCUUUGCUCUCAGGCCACAAGAACGCGUGUAACAAGACCAAGAUCGCAUAUUGACAGAAUAAUUCGCGUAGACCAUGCAGGAGAACUGGGAGCUGAUCGAAUAUAUGCUGGGCAGAUGGCAGUUCUCGGAAAAACUAGCGUAGGACCAACCAUCCAGCAUAUGUGGGAUCAGGAAAAGGAACACCUUAAAAAGUUUGAGCAGAUUGUGGCUGAGAGAAGAGUCAGGCCCACAGCUCUGAUACCUCUGUGGAAUAUAGCAGGAUAUGUUUUAGGAGCAGGAACUGCUCUACUUGGGAAGGAAGCUGCCAUGGCUUGUACUGUAGCUGUGGAAGAAGUGAUCAGUGAACAUUACGACAAUCAACUGAGAGAGCUGCUAGUAGAGGGGGUGACAGAUGAAACUAAAGAUUUAUUAGAUACAAUACAAAAGUUUCGUGAUGAAGAGUUAGAACAUCUCCACAUCGGGGAGGAACAUGAUGCUGAAAAGGCACCGAUGUACCAAGCAUUAUCCACAGCCAUACAGACAGGUUGUAAAGCAGCUAUAUGGUUAUCAGAGAGGAUAUAGCAUCACAAAGAACUACUUAUUGAAGUUCUUACUUCUCCUCAGUUUUAUUAUCUCUGAGAAAUGGUUAAGCUUCUCUCUUUGUAAGUUAUUCACUUGGAUACUGGCCAUCAUGCUUUCCUUAUAGACACCUCUUCUUUGAAAAGACAAGUGACCAUGAAGGCUGGUAUCAAGGGAUGUGAGAUUUUCAACAGAAGCUUACACUAGCAUGCAGCUCCAAGUAAAUUGAAAGUGAUGUGUACAUGUUUAAAGUCCAAGAGAAUUGCAUUCAAAGGAAAUACUAGGAAAAGUCAAGAUUUGCUUUAAAUAUAGUAGGCAGGUUGCUAAAUGUAAAAAAAAUACUAUAGGGUUAAGCAUCUUAUAUGAUGCCUACAGCAGCUCAAAACUGUGGUUUCCAUUUGUAAUCCAGUAGUCAUUUUCCAUCUGUGCUGACAUUCUUCUGAGGGUUUCCAGACUGAGUUAUUUAACCCUUUUACUCCCAGAUCCAAUUUUUAAUUCUCCUUACUGCCAGCCAUACAAUUCUUAUGUUAGUUCAAAGAAUUUAGUAUUAGAUCAACUAAUUAUCCCCAAAUUGAUAUUUUUCUUUAUUCUCAUCACUUAUCUGGUUGAUAUUGUAUUGAUAUUGUAGGGAGAAAUUCUGUCUUGGUCACUCAUGGGAGUUAAAUGGUUAAUGUUUGUUGACUGGUGACUUCACUGUUGUACUUGUUGUACUUG
Molecule: messenger RNA, 1314 nt
Organism: Pocillopora verrucosa
Lineage: Eukaryota; Metazoa; Cnidaria; Anthozoa; Scleractinia; Pocilloporidae
Product: 5-demethoxyubiquinone hydroxylase, mitochondrial
Biological process (GO): ubiquinone biosynthetic process
Cellular component (GO): mitochondrial inner membrane
Molecular function (GO): 3-demethoxyubiquinol 3-hydroxylase activity
Source: RefSeq, a predicted model, not a curated record